AAAUCACUUUAUGAAUACCGUAAUUUGGGGUGAAAUUGAUCUCCAGGGGUGAAAUUGAUCACUACAUCUUCUUAAAAUGUUUUUAAAUUUAGCGCCAAAUCUGUUCGGUUAUCGAGGUUGGCAGACAGCUCAACCGAACGGUGAAACUAUAGUCAUCACUUCUGCAUAAUCUCACGUAUGAUUAUGUACUCUGUCUUGGCUAGAAUAAUUGUUUUAUCUGUAGCGAAUAACAGAAGGCCUUUCAGACAUUUGAAAACUUUGGCUGGUGAACAAUGGUACGCACGUACAUAAGGAAGCUGGGGGCUAGAAGGUACAAGGACUAUAGUAGUGAUGUUGUUGAACAAGCGUUAGCAAAAGUAACCGAAGAAGGCUGGAGCUUACGACGAGCUUCUCGGGAAUAUAAAAUACCUUUUGGAACACUAAAUAAUAAAUAUCAUGGACGCCAUCAUAGAAUAAAUGGUGGGCAAACAGUAUUUUCCAAGAGCGAAGAAAAAGCGUUCCUUUUUGCAGCAAGUAUCUGUGCAGAGUGGGGGUUUCCUUUAGAUACAACUGAUUUAAGAUACUUUGCCAAAAAUUAUUUGGAUAGCCAAGGACGUAACGUAGCCGUAUUUCGGAAUAAUCUACCCGGAAAUGAUUGGGUUUAUUCUAUGCUUCAAAGAUAUAGCAAUGAUAUUGUGAAAAAAGUAGCCGCAAACAUUAAACGCUCUCGAGCUUCUGUGACAAGGCAAACCAUACAAGAUUAUUUUAAUAAUUUACGCCUUACUCUGGAUAAUAUUCCACCAUCAAACGUAUUCAAUUACGAUGAGACCAAUAUACAAGAUGAUCCAGGAAAGAAAAAACUGUUAUUCAAACGCGGUACCAAAUAUCCUGAGAGAGUAUGUAACUUCACUAAAAGUGCUACUACUAUUAUGAUGUGUGGGUCCGCAUCAGGUGUUCUGUUGCCACCAUAUAUCAUAUAUAAAUCUGAAAAAAUGUGGCUCCAAUGGACCGAAAAUGGGCCCAAAGGAAAUCCAUGCUGUAACCAAAGAUGCUGUGCAUCGGGAGCAAGAUAUAAUCGCACAAGUCAUGGUUGGAUGGAUGCGCAGACAUUCACCGAAUGGUUUACGUCGACUUUUUUACCCCACGCUAAGCAAUUAGAAGGUCGUAAAAUUCUGUUGGGGGACAAUUUGUCAUCACAUUUCACUGACGAAGUGUUGCGUUUAUGUGAGCAAAAUAAUAUUGCCUUUGUUUGUCUGCCUAAAAACUCUACUCAUUUAACUCAACCUUUAGAUGUAGGUUUCUUUAGACCUUUUAAAAUGUCCUGGCGAUCAGUGUUACUGAGAUGGAAACAAUCGCAUUUAUCUUCAACCACAGUGGAUAAAAAAGAUUUUCCAUAUUUGCUUUCAACUGCUUUGACUGAAAUGGAUAAAAAGACUGAGGAUGGUAAUGGUGCCAUUAGGUUGGAUUUGGAAGCGUCUUUCAGGGCAACUGGCAUUGUGCCUUUUGACCCAGAUCGUGUUCUACAAAAAAUUCCCGAAAACGAUAACGUCGAUCAAGAUGCUGUCCAUGACGUUUUGGUAAAAUAUCUGGAACAGCAACGCUUUCCAGCUGCACCUUCUAGAAAAAGUAUCAAGAGGCAGCGCCUAGACAUACAGCCAGGAAAAAGUGUGACAGCUCCAAAUGAAUCAUCUAGCUCUGAUGAUGAACCAGAACCAGUUUUGCAAGACAACUCCGACGAUGAGGUUCCUGAAGAAAUGCAUGAAGAAACGGAAUAUUUUUCCGCAAAUAAGGAAAAUAUAAGGAAAGGAACAUAUUUGCUAGUUACAGUUCUAGGAGGCAGUCGAAAAAAAACAACGUAUAGGUAUGUCUCAGUCGUACAGGGCAUAACAGAUCAUGGAAUUGAGGUUCUGGGUAUGAAAGCGAUGAAUACCACGCGAAACACUUUUCAAGUUGUGGUUAAUGACCAAUUUAUUGUUGAAGAAGAGGAUGUCAUAGCGGUUCUUCCUAACCCUCAAUUGGAAGAACGCGAUGGAGAAAUCAUUUACAAAUUCAAAAAGGAUAUUGACGUGAAAGAACUAUAAAUUUUGUCGAAGUCCAAGUUGUCUUAUGUUGCUUAGAAAAAUAGAUUUUUUGUUUGUUGGCCAAUACUAGUAUGAUAACUGCAAUGUAUUCUUAAUUUAAAAUAAAGAUUUGGAAAAAAUGUCAUAUUUAUUUAAAAUAAAAAAGAGAGCAUGACCAUGUUUCCUUUCAGUUGCAUUGAUCAAUUUCACCCCCAUCUGUUUUUGAAGAAUAAUUUUUAAACUAUCAAAAAUAAUACAUUUUGGAUGAAAUUGAUCAAUUGUAUAUGCUUAAUACGACGUGUACGUUCGAUAAAAUGUAUGCGAUCAAAUUCGC
Molecule: messenger RNA, 2373 nt
Organism: Acanthoscelides obtectus
Lineage: Eukaryota; Metazoa; Arthropoda; Insecta; Coleoptera; Chrysomelidae
Source: the annotation of a GenBank genome assembly